AGGGGCAGCCGGGGGAAAGUGAGCAGGGCUUGGAGAGAAGGAGGAAAAGAAGCGACAGCCAGCAGGCGCCGAGGCGACUUCUUCUUUUACAGACUCAUACACUCUAGGAGUGGACACUCGAGGAACCAGCGGAAGAACAAGAGCGCACACUUCACCAGCGCGCUGAAUUUGAGUUUUUCUUGGAAGGACUCGAAAUAAAAACACUGCCCUAGUGUGGAUGUGAAAAGCUUGCAAGGGGUUUUAACACAGAGCCGGAGGAGAUGUGUCCGACUUGGGCAGCGGUGCGCCAGCGUCUCUGGAGAUGUCCAGCCUGCGCGCUCUGGAUCAGCCUGCUCCUCCACGGCGUCCUGGAGCUGAGCGCGUCUGGGUCUGAGCUUGCACAGGACCCUAGUGUGCUGGCUGCCACUUCGUGGAACACCACAAAUGAUGGCUCUUUCUUCAUCCGUCUCGAAGCUCCCAUGAACAACAUAACCACCUCGCUGGGCCACACGGCCGACCUAGUGUGCCGCGUGUCUGGCAACCCGCUGCCGUCCGUGCGCUGGCUGAAGAACGACGCCCCCGUGGUGCCGGAGCCCCGCCGGGUCUCCUACCGCUCCAUGCCCUACGGGUCGCGCCUCCGCAUCCGCAACCUGGACACCACCGACACGGGCUACUUCCAGUGCGAGGCCACCAACAUCCAGGGCACCGUCUCCACAACCGGAGUGCUGUUCGUCAAGUUUGAUCCGCUCCCCACACCUCUGCCAGGAAGGCCCACCGAGGACUUUGAUGAGGAGGGAUUCUGCCAGCCGUACAGAGGAAUAGCCUGUGCACGCUUCAUCGGGAACCGCAGCAUCUUCGUCGACUCGCUGCAGAUGCAGGGGGAGAUCGAGACCCAGAUCACAGCCGCCUUCACCAUGAUCGGGACGUCCAACCACUUGUCCGACCGCUGCUCCCAGUUCGCCAUCCCUUCCCUCUGCCACUUUGCCUUCCCGACGUGUGACCGCACCUCGGGUACGGACAAACCCAGGGACCUUUGCAAGGACGAAUGUGAGAUCCUGGAGAACGACCUGUGCAAGACCGAGUACAUCAUCGCCCGCUCAAACCCCAUCAUACUGAAGAGACUGAAACUGCCCAACUGUGACGACCUGGCGGCGUUCGACAGCCCCGAGGCUGCUAACUGCUUACGCAUCGGGAUCCCCAUGGCGGAGCCCAUUAACAAGAAUCACAAGUGUUACAACAGCAGCGGCUCCGACUACCGAGGGACGGUCAGCGUGACCAAGUCUGGGCGCCAGUGCCAGCCCUGGAACUCCCAGUACCCUCACAGCCACACGUACCAGGCCGUCCGCUACGCAGAGCUGAACGGGGGCCACUCGUACUGCCGCAACCCGGGGAACAAGCACGACGCCCCCUGGUGUUUCACGCUGGACGAGGCGGUCCGCAUGGAGCUCUGUGACAUAGCCAUCUGCGACCACAAGGACUUGUCAGGCGGCGGGAACAUGGAGAUCUUGUACAUCCUGGUCCCCAGCGUGGCCAUCCCCUUGGCCAUUGCCUUGCUCUUCUUCUUCAUUUGCGUGUGCCGCAACAAUCAGAAGUCCUCCCGGCCUCCCGCCCCACGUCAGCCCAAACCGGUCCGGGGGCAAAACGUGGAGAUGUCCAUGCUGACAACGGCGUACAAACCAAAGAGCAAAGCCAAAGAGCUUCCCCUGUCAGCGGUGCGUUUCAUGGAGGAGCUCGGGGAGUGCGGCCUGGGGAAGAUCUACAAGGGUCACCUGUACCUGCCGGGCAUGGACCAGGCCCAGCUCGUCGCCAUCAAAACUAUGAAAGACGUUUCCAACAGUCAGCACUGGGCAGACUUCCAACAGGAGGUGGCCGUGCUGACCGAGCUGCAGCAUCCCAACGUGGUCUGCCUGCUCGGCGUCGUCACCCAGGAGCAGCCGGUCUGCAUGCUGUUCGAGUUUCUGCCGCAAGGCGAUCUCCACGAGUUCCUCAUCAUGCGCUCGCCGCACUCGGACGUCGGCUGCAGCAGUGACGAAGAUGGCACCGUGAAAUCCAGCUUGGAUCACGGCGACUUUCUGCACAUAGCCAUACAGGUGGCUGGAGGGAUGGAGUACUUGGCCAGCCACCACUACAACCACAAAGACCUGGCGGCGCGGAACGUCUUGGUCGGGGAGCACCUGCAUGUGAAGAUAUCUGACCUGGGUCUCUCCAGAGAGAUCUACUCCUCAGACUACUUCUGCAUCCAGCCCAAAACGCUGCUGCCCAUCCGCUGGAUGCCCCCCGAGGCCAUCGCCUACGGCAAGUUCAGCACCGACUCGGACAUCUGGUCGUUCGGCGUCGUCCUGUGGGAGCUGUUCAGCUACGGCCUGCAGCCUUACUACGGCUUCUCCAACCAGGAGGUGAUGGAGAUGGUGAGAAAGAGGCAGCUGCUGCCCUGCCCUGAGGACUGUCCGCCAAGGUUUUAUGGUUUGAUGACUGAAUGCUGGCAGGAGGCGCCGGCACGUCGGCCGCGCUUCAAGGACCUCCACAUCCGCCUGCGAGCCUGGGAGGGGCUGUCGUCCCACGCCAGCUCCAGCACGCCCUCUGGUGGAGGAGGCAACGCCACCACCCAGACCACUUCCCUCAGCGCCAGCCCCGUCAGCAACCUCAGCAACCCGCGCUACGCCACGGCCGCAGGGUACCUGUACCCCGCGCAGGCUCUCCCCCAGCCGGGGCAGAUGGCCACCAUCCCCACCUGGACGCCCAUGGCCGUGCCCCAAACCCACCAGCGCUUCAUCCCCGUCAACGGGUACCCCAUCCCGCCGGGGUACGCCGCUUUCCCGGCUCACUUCGCCGCCCCGGCUCCACCCACCCGGGUCAUGCAACACCACCUACCGCCGCCGAAGAGCCGCUCGCCCAGCAGCGCCAGCGGCUCCACCAGCACGGGUCACGUGAGCGGCGUCCCGUCCACCACGGGCUCCAACCACGAGGCCAACAUGCCGCUGCUGUCCCACUGCAUCAUUCCGGGGAGCGGCGGCGGGCCGGCUCAGAUUUACGGACAAGUUUCCCAGAAGGGAGUGGUGCAGCUGGAGCACCUCUCGCAGACAUCGGCGCUGCUCUCUCCUGACUCUGACGUACUGAUGUACAACGACCAAGUCAUCACCGCCGACCUGUAGGCGGACGCUCCGGACUCUUUCAGGGGAGGUUCAGCCGCUCGGCCGCUCGGCCGAGGAGCCGGUACCGGAGUUCUGCUGCGGUCCGACUCAAACAGGCUCGUCUGCACGCUCGAACGUGCAAGAGACACUGCUGCAGCUACAAAAGUAUUAGAACCAGCUGUCCGACUCCCUUACUGUUUAAAGCAAGUGUAUCAUGAUCUGAAAAUGUUAUUUUAACCUUUGUAAAUACGGUACUGUCCUUAAUUGUUAAGUCCUGAGUGAAUGAAUGAAAUACCUAGAUAUAUAUUCAAAAGUACUUUCUAUUAAGAUAAAAACAAUAAUAAUAAUAAAGUAGCCAGUGCACCAAAAGUAGCAAUCCCCCAAUGAACUGGUUUUCAUGCAGUUGUACCUCUCAGCAGUGCCAGGACUCCCUCCGUUACAGGCGUACUUACACAAAUAUAAAACCCAGGUGUCCCACUCUGCCCGCCGGACUCUGGAAGUGCACACGAGCGUGUUUGUUGGCACCGCGGCCAGACAGCUGAUCGCUGUGGGACGGCCGCCCAGCGGAGCAGCUGGAGCUUAGGUGGUUUCAGAUGGCCUGCAGGUGCUGCAGUGCUGGCAACGCCGUGCAGAGAUCUGGGGAGUGCAUCUUCAUUUUCACACAAAAAUCUUCCUGAAAAAGAGAGUUGAAUGUUUGUUUUUUUUAGGAGCAACCUCCUAAAGUGACGACCUGAGUCUUCUCCAACAUCUUCACCGCGUUCAAAUCUUCCUCCAAUCCUGUCUGAGCUCUUCUGAAUCGACAGCUCUCAGCAUCCGCAUCCGUUUUCCUGUUUCACUCCUUUUCUUUUGCAUCAGGUUUAGGAUCAGACCAAAGCUUUCACCAACCAAUGCAUCAAAAGACCAGUGAAAUCAUCCUCCAGAACCGGCCCAUUCUCUGGGCGAACAUGAGAUCUGGGCUCAGCUUACAUUUCAACUCUAACAAACUCUUAAGAAACUCUAUAAUUGAUGAUGGUUUUUACUGUGUUUUAUUUUGAAGGAAGAAUUUAAAAGAUCUUGUCCAUAAGUGUUUGUAUCCAUUUUUUUCUUCAAUCUGUAUCAUGUAAAAAAAAUCCCAUUUGAGAUACGAGGACUGAUUAUAGUAAAAGGGCUCAAACGCAUGAUGCUUA
Messenger RNA from Cololabis saira (Pacific saury), 4276 nucleotides. It is a transcript of the gene ror1, whose product is annotated as receptor tyrosine kinase-like orphan receptor 1. The coding region runs from base 261 to 3131 and encodes 956 amino acids. Gene Ontology annotation, molecular function: protein binding; protein kinase activity; ATP binding. Gene Ontology annotation, biological process: positive regulation of canonical NF-kappaB signal transduction; protein phosphorylation; multicellular organism development. Gene Ontology annotation, cellular component: signaling receptor complex. The record is from RefSeq and is a predicted model, not a curated record. NCBI's taxonomy places the organism in Eukaryota, Metazoa, Chordata, Actinopteri, Beloniformes, Belonidae. The transcript is spliced from 12 exons.